AUUUAUACCAAUGUGUCAAUAAGUGUGACAGUAAAAUACGCAACGAUUUGUAAUAGGGCUAUGCGGAACUAUUUAUAAUACAACCUAAUGCAUGUUCCUCUCACAGUCGUAGGAUUUUACGACCGGUUAUAUUGCAGAAUAGAAUAACCUGCGAAGCUAGUCAGUUGACGAUUAGCUGCGGUCGCCUCCACUCGCGUACAAUAGAUCGCCACGAACACGAUAUCGAUAACGUAAAUAUCUAUAUUGAUAACGAUUUCUCAUAAACAAAUGAGUAAGAAGUUGUCUAAAUUUUAAAAAGUUAUAACAAACAUGUUCAUAAUAGUACCAUUAAUAAUUUUGGCAAGUGUAGAGGUUAACGCACUUUAUUUAAAACAAGUGGUGUUUUUUAGUCGACAUAAUAUUCGCGCACCCCUUUCGAAGACGCUCGACGAACUAACGGAGAAGAAAUGGCCGGAGUGGAAAACAGAAAGUGCACAUUUGACACCGAAAGGUGCAUUGCUGGAAGGUUACAUGGGCGAAUAUUUUUCAAAAUGGCUGAAAGCGGAAAAUUUCUUUCAAGACGGACACAUGGACGAACACGGGUGUCCGAAUUCAGUGCACAUAUACGCGAAUGCGCCUCAACGGACCGUCGCUACAGCCAAAGCAUUCACAAAGUCAGCAUUCCCGAAUUGUGACAUUAAAGUGAAUUUUAAAGAAAACGUAAUAAUGGACCCUGUUUUUCAUCCUGUUCUGCGGGACACAUCUGCAGCAUUCAGAGAAAUAGUAAUCAAUGAUAUACAAAAAAAAUUAGACGAACUGAAGCUCGAAGAUGCGUACGAGUUAAUUAACAAUAUAGUUGAGAUUAAGUCGUCCAAAUUAUGUGUAAUUAAAGGAUUUUGUGACUUGACUAAGAGAAAAGAUCACGUUUUAUACGAAAUCGGUGAAGAACCAAAUUUGUACGGUCCGUUAUCAAUAGGAAAUAAUAUCGUCGAUGUAUUUUUAAUGAGCCUCUACCAAGGGCAUAAGAUGGAGGAUAUAGCAUGGGGCAAAAUACGUACGCCAUCCGAUUGGAAAAUAUUAACAAAAAUAACCAAAGAAAAUCAGAACGUAAGAUUCAAUGGCACAUUUUCUAAACAUUUAGCGGAACCUCUUUUGGAUUACAUGUCGAAUUUGUUUUUGAACAACAGCGCUCCAAAAUUAACUGGACUUUUUGGCCAUGACUCCAAUUUGAAAACAGUUAUGUCGGCUUUGGGUUUCAAGCCUUACGAAUUGCCAAGACAACAUGAGCUGACACCGAUAGGAGGUAAAUUAGUAUUCCAAAAGUGGUAUGACGUCGUUUCAGACCGCGAUUUGUUAAAAGUCGACUAUAUAUAUCCGUCAGUAGGUCAUUUAAGAUUCAGCACGAAAUUUUGGGACGAGGAACCCCCAGAAACCUUCGUGAUGCAACUUCACAAAUGUGAAAUUGAUGAAAAUGGUUUUUGCCCGUGGAAUGAUUUCGUAAAUAUUUUACGAAGUCUUAAUUAGAUAAUGUUAAUGACUUUAUGAAAAAAUCAUUUUUAAUAAUUUGAUUGUGAUAUGUAUUUUGGUAUUAAUUGCAUUUUUUAUUGUUUAUACUUAAAUACUUAUCAAACUUCUCAUUUAUAAGUCUCUUUUAAAAUAUUUUAGAAAAAAUGUAUGCAUGUUUCACAGAGAUUAUAUAUUUAUUGUUA
Plodia interpunctella (Indianmeal moth) is the source of this 1688-nucleotide messenger RNA. RefSeq names its product glucose-1-phosphatase-like. Lineage: Eukaryota; Metazoa; Arthropoda; Insecta; Lepidoptera; Pyralidae. The transcript has a single exon. The record is from RefSeq and is a predicted model, not a curated record. The coding region runs from base 310 to 1503 and encodes 397 amino acids.